Messenger RNA from Magallana angulata, 1267 nucleotides. RefSeq lists its product as uncharacterized. Gene Ontology annotation, molecular function: nucleic acid binding. The transcript is spliced from 2 exons. The record is from RefSeq and is a predicted model, not a curated record. Bases 299 to 1267 code for a protein of 322 amino acids. Lineage: Eukaryota; Metazoa; Mollusca; Bivalvia; Ostreida; Ostreidae.
GUCGUUAUUACGACUUUUUUAAGUCGUUAUAACGAGAUAAAAAGUCGUUAUAACGAGAUAAAAUGUCGUUAUAACGAGAUAAAAAGUCAUUAUUACGAGAUAAAAAGUCGUUAUAACGAGAUAAAAAGUCGUUAUUACGACUUUUAAAAGUCGUUUUAACGAGAUAAAAGUCGUUAUUACGACUUUUAAAAGUCGUAUUAACGAGAUAAAAAGUCGUUAUUACGAGAAAUUGCUAUAUAUAUACCGUUAUACAUCUUUAAGGUAAAGGAAAUACCAAUGGAAUAUUAAAGGUGUGAUAAUGGAAACUGAAGAACUAGUAAAACGGUAUUUUUACCUUGGUUUGUCAAAUGCGGAAAUUCUAGCCUUUCUUGCCUUAACUCAUCAUAUUGUCAUUAGCGUUUCAACCUUAAAGCGCAUCCUACGGCGUUUAAAUAUGAGAAGAAGAAAAGAUUAUAGUGAUCUAUUGGAUGUUGCGAUAUUCAUUGCCCAGCAGCAGCAGACUGCUGGAAAACUACAUGGUUACCGUUGGAUGCAUCUCAAAUGCUUGCAAAAUAAUCUACGUGUUCCAAGAGACAGUGUAUAUGAAAUAAUGAAGUUACUAGACCCGGGCGGGAUGGCAGCUCGAAGAAGGCAACGUUUAAAAAGACGCCAAUACGUUAGUAAGGGACCAGACUUUGUAUGGCACAUUGAUUCAUAUGACAAAUUAAAGCCAUAUGGCAUAGCUAUUAACGGAUGCAUCGACGGAUUUUCGCGAAAUAUAAUGUGGCUAGAAGCUAGUACAACAAACAGUGAUCCUAAAGUAAUCGCUUACUACUUUAUUCAAGCAGUUCGACGGAAGAAAGGUGUUCCAAAACGAAUUCGAACAGACAUGGGAACAGAAAACACCCAUGUUGAACAGAUGCAAGUUUUUCUUAGACGUAACCAUCAGGAUGAAUUAUCAGGACAAAAAAGCUUUCUUUAUGGAAAAAGCACACAUAAUCAGAGAAUAGAGUGGUUUUGGGGAUGUUUGAGAAAAAAAGUAGGACAAUUUUGGAUGGAUCUUUUCCAAAACCUAUCCAGUGAUAAUGAAAGUACGUCAUUUUGUGGUACCUUUCUCGACAAAAGCUUAAUACAGUUCUGUUUCAUCAAGCUAAUUCAGAAAGACCUGGACGAGUUGGCAGCAAUGUGGAAUACCCACACUAUUUCGUCGAGUGUUAACAGGCUUCGCGAAGGAAAUCGUCCACUGAUGAUGUAUACUUUGCCUGAGCUGUUCGGUUGUGAGAACUAA